AUGUCUGUGAGGAGGCUCUCGCCGACUGCCAACCUACUCAGAACUUCACGCCUGUUCGCUUUGCCGCCACCGCUUCCUAGACCAGUUUCCGAGUUGACUGGAACGGUCCCAGACUCGGACACCGCGACUCUUCCCUAUCCAACGCACGCCGCCAUUGAGACGUCAGACAGCGCCUUUCAGAAGGGAGAAUGGGGUUUGAAGCGAUCACUGCCACUGAAAGCGACUACGCGCAGCUCAACACGUCAUAUACAGAUCGAGAAUGUAGACUCAUUGGACCAUAUCACUGAUUUUGGUUCCACAUCGGCGUACACGAAAACCCUAGAGAAAUGGCAGGAGAUGGAUUUGUCCCUGUCCAAAGCUGGAAGAAAUACGCGAGAGCCACCGAGAAGCGUCUUUGAGUCAGACUAUGAUACUACUGAUGUAAGGAAACGUACUCUAGACGAAGAACGUUGGAAAUUUGAAGGCCCAUGGCUUAAGGGCCAAACCCUUGGCGAAUUCACUGGUUUCGUUGAGAAGAGCGUCAAAAGGAGAAGAAGUGAAUUUCGACGCUUUCUGAGAAAAGAGUGUGCCCGCAAAAAGUUGAACUAUCUAAGAAUCAAGCAGAUUGAACAAGGGGCAGGUGAAGGGGAUUUCAAAAGCCCUGAUCCAGUGUCAGAUGAUGAACUCGAAUAUUUUAUCGGUCAGCUGCGCAGAGCACCCUCGGAACUCUUCAGAUACGUUCAAGAUUUCCUUGAUUUGCCGCGGGAACCACCCCAGAAGGCAACGAUUUCUCAUUUAGAUAUCAGUGACACUGGACCCCCUCUUACUCAUCCAUCUGCCGGUCUAUCAUAUCUCAGGUCCCACUCUCAUACUUUCAACCACCCUCAGUAUGGCCCACAAGAGCAUAAGCCACCAUUCGAGGCAAGGGUCCUUGCAUCGGGCAUAGAUGCAAGGGGAUACAAACAACAUUACUCCGUUUUCGGCAUUGGGGGAGUCACAGCCCAACAUUUUACUGACAACCUUUUUGCAAAUAGAAAAGCUGCAGAAGCCGCUCCUGAUCCCGACAUAAAAGGAGGGUCCAAGACAUGGCUACAAGUCAAUAAAGCAGGAGUAGAUCCUCAGGGUCGCAUUGAACUUGGAAUCAAGAAAGCGGAAACAAGCUCCCAGCUUGCCAAAGAUAUUGACAUAAUGUCAAAGAAGACUGAAUUUGCUGCGCAGAGUAGUCAAACUACCACAAGGCUGGACUCCCCCUCAGGUCGGCCAUCGAAUCAAAAUAAACAGACCUACGGAUUGGAUUUCGGACACGUGCGCAAGAAAGAGGAAGUACAACCUAUGGAGGAAGGUGACGAGAUUAUGCCAAUACUCUAUGAAACCAUGCAAGGGACAAGCAGGGUUUCAUGA
This is a messenger RNA of Bacidia gigantensis, 1380 nucleotides long. RefSeq lists its product as uncharacterized. Gene Ontology annotation, cellular component: mitochondrial small ribosomal subunit. Lineage: Eukaryota; Fungi; Ascomycota; Lecanoromycetes; Lecanorales; Ramalinaceae. Gene Ontology annotation, biological process: mitochondrial translational initiation. The transcript has a single exon. Gene Ontology annotation, molecular function: structural constituent of ribosome. The record is from RefSeq and is a predicted model, not a curated record. Bases 1 to 1380 code for a protein of 459 amino acids.